AUGGCAGGCCCCCGGCACCCCAUUUCAGUGCGCGCGGAGGCCCUAGUGCAGAUUAAGCAGCUCCAGACCUUUGCCUUCUCAGUGCACUGGUCAGACGGGAGUGACACUUUCAUGCACAGAAGCUGGGACGAAUUCAGGCAGCUCCAGAAGACCCUCAAAGAGACCUUCCCAGUGGAGGCUGGCCUGCUGCGGAGAUCUGACCGCGUUCUCCCCAAGCUUCCUGGUCAGGCCAGCCAGGAUGCACCACUGUUGGCACGCCGAGGACGCAUGGGCCGAGGCCUGGCCCGCCUGCGGCUGCUGGAGACCUAUUCACGAACGCUGCUGGCGACUGCAGAGCGUGUGGUGCAGAGCCCGGCGCUCACUGGCUUCUUUGCACCACAACGCCUCGACCUGGAGCCUGAAUUGCCACCGGGCAGCCUGGUGAUCCUGCCCGUCCCGGAAGAGCCACUAUCCUGCCCUGCCAGCAGCCUUGCCAUCCACAGCCUGGAGACUCAGAGCCUGCGCUGCCUGCAGCCCUUCAGCACCCAGGACACGCGGGGCAGGUCUUUCCACGUGCAGGCCCAGGAAAGCCUGGACGUGCUGCUGCGACACCCCUCAGGCUGGUGGUUGGUGGAGAACAAGGACCAACAGAUGGCCUGGUUUCCAGCUCCCUACUUGGAGGAGGUGGCCCUAGGCCAGGGCCCAGAGCCGGGGCUGUCCAUGCAGAGCAGCGGUCCCCAGUUCUGUGCUUCCCGCGCCUACGAGAGCAGCCGCGCAGAUGAACUGUCAGUGCCCGCGGGGGCGCGCGUGCAUGUGCUGGAAACGUCCGACCGGGGCUGGUGGCUGUGCAGGUACGGCGGCCGUGCGGGCCUCCUCCCCGCAGUGCUGCUGCGGCCGGAAGGGCUGGGCGCGCUCCUCCGUGGGCCCGGGUUCCGUGGUGGGGAGGACGGAGCCAGUGAGGCUCGCGGCUCCCCCGACGCCCUCCAGGCCAAGACCCCUGCCCCUACCGUGCCUGCCCGACCCCCGCUGAGUGCCAUCCAGAGGCGCUGCUGCACCAUCACCCGCAGGGCACUGGGGCGGCACCUAGGGCCCCAGGGCCCCCCUUGAGGAAUGU
Messenger RNA from Propithecus coquereli (Coquerel's sifaka), 1093 nucleotides. It is a transcript of the gene NOXO1, whose product is annotated as NADPH oxidase organizer 1. Gene Ontology annotation, biological process: superoxide anion generation. The transcript is spliced from 8 exons. Lineage: Eukaryota; Metazoa; Chordata; Mammalia; Primates; Indriidae. Gene Ontology annotation, molecular function: protein binding; superoxide-generating NADPH oxidase activator activity; phosphatidylinositol binding. The coding region runs from base 1 to 1086 and encodes 361 amino acids. The record is from RefSeq and is a predicted model, not a curated record.